Aureobasidium pullulans EXF-150 is the source of this 1097-nucleotide messenger RNA. Its product is annotated as O-methyltransferas-like protein family 3. The transcript has 2 exons. Gene Ontology annotation, molecular function: O-methyltransferase activity; S-adenosylmethionine-dependent methyltransferase activity. The coding region runs from base 253 to 999 and encodes 248 amino acids. NCBI's taxonomy places the organism in Eukaryota, Fungi, Ascomycota, Dothideomycetes, Dothideales, Saccotheciaceae. The record is from RefSeq and is a predicted model, not a curated record.
CGGACGGACAUAAUCGAAAACCCUCGUACGAUUGCAAUAUGUGUUUAUGGGUGUUCCAUUAACACAGGAGAUUCCAGCAAUCCUCCCCAGGCUACCACGGGCGAGUUGCAGAGAUAGGCUGCCUAAUUCUCGCGUUGAUUUGCUGUCAAGAAUCGAUUAUAGCAACAAUAGAUGGCAAGUCGUAAGAUGUUCUGACGUGCUACUUUCAUGUGAAUGAUCAUGGAUCAAAUAUAAAAGCAUGGAAGCACAAACAUGUCCGACCAACAGCAAUCCACCACCCCGCCCAAAAGCACCCGUCGUCCACCACCUGACCCCAAAGCGGUCGCGACCGAUCUCUACACUCUCAACCACCUUCAUCCUUCCAUCGCCCAUAAUAGCUCUAUUCUCUCCCGUACUCUUGAGAACUCUGCAGCCCAAGGCCUACCUCUAAUCUACUCCCCUCGUGCCUUUGCAAAGUUUCUCGCGCUCCAGGCCAAAGCCAUCAACGCCAAACACUGUCUCGAAGUCGGCACUCUAGGUGGCUACGGCAGCAUCUGGCUUGCUUCCGAAAACCCUGGUCUCAAAGUCACCACGCUGGAGUUUGACCCUCACCAUGCCGAAGUGGCUAGAGACAACAUCGCCACUGCUGGUCUGACUGAACAGAUUACAGUCCACGUCGGCCCUGCUAUCGAAACUCUGCCCACCGUGCUCUCAGACAUCGACGCUGGCAAACUUGAGACAUUCGAUUUGGUCUACAUUGACGCUGACAAAGGCAACAAUUGGAACUACUUCGAUGCUGCAAUCAGGGGAUGCAGAAAAGGCGCUGUGAUCAUGGUUGACAAUGUCGUUCAAGGUGGAGCUAUCGCCAGUGAGGAUGAGAUCUGGAAUACUCAAGAGCAUGUUAUGGGUGCGAGAAGAGUUAUUGAGAAUGCUGGCAAGGAUGAGAGGGUCAGUGCUACUGUUAUCCAGACCAUUGGCGAGGGCAGUCAUGAUGGGUUUCUUUAUGCUGUUGUGCUUUAGGGGUGGCAGAUGGGGUAUUCAGGAAUACUCUCGUUGAUGUUUCCUUACAAGCCACGUUCUCUCAUGUCGCUAUACUAAUGAAUGAUAUUGAAUGCGAG